Molecule: messenger RNA, 1146 nt
Organism: Guillardia theta CCMP2712
Lineage: Eukaryota; Cryptophyceae; Pyrenomonadales; Geminigeraceae
Exons: 15
Coding region: 1-1146 (381 amino acids)
Molecular function (GO): protein binding
Source: RefSeq, a predicted model, not a curated record
AUGGCAGAUGACGGCGCUGCAGCCACAACUACUAUCAGCCACGAUGAUAAGGCUUCAGCUGAAGACAAGGUUUCAGCUGCAGAAGACAACACACAGCCCUCGAAGAGAUUGAAAGUUUCUGAUCCUUCUGAGACAACGGAAACGAUGACCUCUCACCGUCCCGAGCACGACAAGGAUGAAGCAUCAGUAGAAGCGCGCGCCAACACGAGCUCCGUCGAAUCAAGCGCCGGUGACAACGAGGAGCAUGGUAUGAAAGUGUUGAUGAUGGUGUGUCUUGUGGUGGUCCUAGAACACUCGGGAGUUCUCGAACGCCUGUCGAAGAUUCAGACGUUUGAAUGUCAGACUGCGGGAUGUAGCGGGAAGUUGACGAUAGACGAAGACAUAUGUAAAGUCGGGCAUGGCGUGAUAGUGAUCUGGUCUUCUCAUGUUUCUUGGUGCGAUGGUGGUCAACCCCCUUGCAAGCAGACGCUAGGAAAUUCGAAGUUGGACGAAUUUCUUGAGGCGCGAGCAUCCGACUUCUCUCACGAGCCCUUCGCACUGCAAGACGUGAAAGAGAAAGAGGAGAAUGGAGCGAGCAAGCGAGACGGAGCGGAGGACGUCGAAGAGAAGAAGGUUGACAACAGCAAGGCGGACAAGUUCAAGAACUUGCAGGAGGAGAUAGCGAACAUCUGCGAGAAGGAGCAGAAAUAUAUCUUCUGUGGUGACGCGGAGUCGAUGCAAGGAUGGGUCGAGCAUGUCAAGGAUGUGCAGAAACGAUCUUUGCUCUGCGAUCUCAGGCAGACAGUCUCAACCAGCUCCGAAUCGUCUCAGCCUAACGAUACCAACGAACUGUUUGCUGCGGUAGCUCGGGGGGAGAUGGAGAAACUUUGCCGCAUGUUAGCGCAGGAUGCAAGGAGCAACUUUCCUCUGCACUGGGCAGCCUCGGCAGGCAGCACGGCGAUCUGCCGCAUCCUCCUGGACCAGGGAGCCGAUAGCAACGCUGCUUCGGAGAAGGGAGACACACCCCUGCACGUGGCAGCCGCUCAUGGGAGGAUGGGUGUAGUUCAGCUGCUCGUCUCACGAGGGGCAGAUCUUGACAAGCAGAAUCAAGAUGGGAUCACUGCUCGGCAGCUGCUGAAUGUGCUCACGGAGGCGAACUGUGCGUGA